AUGAGGUCGGCGCGGGGGCGAUGCAGUGAGAGCACGAGAACACCUCCAACUUCUGCUCAUGCUACUCAUGCUGCUCCUGCUACUACCUAUCUUCUUGCCUGCUUCUUGCUGUCUUUCACUGCCUCCAAGAGUGAAGAAUCCUUGCAUGGGAUCUCUUUGACCGGCACGAGCGGCAGGGCAAGCCGCGGUCAAGCGAUCCUCCUCCCUCCCCGUCGCCUUCUCCUCCAUGGCGGGAGAGACGAUGAUUCGGAGCCUCCUGGAGAGUUGCUGGAGUCGUUGAAGCGAGAAAACUCACACCUGAGGGGCGACGAAUGGUUCUUUGUUGAGAAGAAGGAAGGCAGGUACCAGGCGAACGGCCCUUGCGAUGGCGACUGGAUCAUCGGGCAGAUGGAAUUCAAUAUCAUCAGUCCUGAAACAUUCAUGUGGCGACCUGGCAUGACGAGCUUUGAAAGGGCCAGCGCUCUCUCUCGGUUUCUACCCACCGAGGAUGUGCAAACUGCAUCGUCAUGCUCUGACCGCGGGUCCUCGGCGAUCUCCAGGGCCUUGCCGGAUGAAGCUGUCGUGAGUGAUGAGGAGACGAAGGAGGUUGAAGCCCAGCAGGAGCUAAGAGGGUCGAAGAGGAGGAAGUGGAAGACGAGGAGGGUGUACGUUGAGAAGCAGCCGCCGAGAGGAGAGGAGGAGGGACUGGAGCAGGACUCCAACUACAUCCUGUUCGAGGACGAAGAGCCAUCCCUCUGCAGGCACGAGGAGGAGGAGGAGCUGGGAAUCGGACAACAAGUUUACCAGGAAGAGAAGAGAAUGGAGAUGCUGGACGAGGAGAGGAGCGAGAACGGGGGCAUGAUAGAGGAGGAGAGGAGCGUGAACGGGGCCAUGAUGGAGGAGGGGAGGGGCGAGGGGGAGAUGAAGAAGAAGCAGAAUUUCCCGCCGCUCUUUCCCAACAUGAGCUUGUACAAGAACUUGAUACGCAUACCUCAGCCCUAUGAAUCCUUCCCGACGGACCACAAGGAGCUGCGCGAGAUAGGGGUGAUCUACCUCCUGAGAUAG
Guillardia theta CCMP2712 is the source of this 1044-nucleotide messenger RNA. RefSeq lists its product as hypothetical. Bases 1 to 1044 code for a protein of 347 amino acids. The transcript has a single exon. NCBI's taxonomy places the organism in Eukaryota, Cryptophyceae, Pyrenomonadales, Geminigeraceae. The record is from RefSeq and is a predicted model, not a curated record.